UUCCUCCAGGAAGUCCAAGGUCCUCACACCACUCUGCCUCCCCUUCAGAAUCCAGACGGCAGCCGUCGCUAGCGGUUGAGUCCGAACCAGACUUCUGAAUUAUCAUAGAGACUUUUGAAGCUCACCAAUGGGGAAAGUUCUGCCCCUUCUCCUCUUCUUCAUCUUCCACUGUUCCACUUUCAGCUCUGAAGCAGGUGGAUUCAGAGAUGAAGUCAGAGACAAAAUUCAGACUCGGGAUCUUGAAAAAUUGGAAACGCAGUUGAUGGGAAAAGAGGAAGAUAGAAAAGGCCAGAAAGCGGCACUUGAUUCCAGACAUAGCAGAGUUCUCAAAACGGACAUGUCUCCUGCCACGAAUGACACACAAAGGCAGAAUCCCAGCACAGCCACAAUGCACACAAGCACAAGCACAGAAGAAAUGACUGGAACUACUUCCCCCUCACCCAACACCAGCAGCGCAAGUGAGUACACCAUCUCAGAGUCCACAGAUGCCAGCAAUGUCCCAGUGUUUACAAGCACGCCACCAGAGGGCACAAGUUUCUCCUCACCUGACACGAGCAGCACAACGGAAGACAUCACCACUGAUGCCAGCACCGUCUCAACUUUCACAAGCGUGACACAAGAGAGCACAAGUUUCUCCUCACCUGACACGAGCAGCACAACGGAAGACAUCACCACUGAUGCCAGCACCGUCUCAACUCUCACAAGUGUGACACCAGAGAGCACAAGUUUCCCCUCACCUGACACAAGCAGCACAACGGAAGACAUCACCACUGAUGCCAGCACCGUCUCAACUCUCACAAGUGUGACACCAGAGAGCACAAGUUUCCCCUCACCUGACACGAGCAGCACAACGGAAGACAUCACCACUGAUGCCAGCACCUUCUCAACUCUCACAAGUGUGACACCAGAGGGCACAAGUUUCUCCUCACCUGACACGAGCAGCACAACGGAAGACAUCACCACUGAUGCCAGCACCGUCUCAACUCUCACAAGUGUGACACCAGAGAGCACAAGUUUCUCCUCACCUGACACGAGCAGCACAACGGAAGACAUCACCACUGAUGCCAGCACCGUCUCAACUCUCACAAGUGUGACACCAGAGAGCACAAGUUUCCCCUCACCUGACACAAGCAGCACAACGGAAGACAUCACCACUGAUGCCAGCACCGUCUCAACUUUCACAAGUGUGACACCAGAGGGUACAAGUUUCUCCUCACCUGACACGAGCAGCACAACGGAAGACAUCACCACUGAUGCCAGCACCAUCUCAACUCUCACAAGUGUGACACCAGAAGACACAACUUUCUCCUCACCUGACACGAGCAGCACAACGGAAGACAUCACCACUGAUGCCAGCACCAUCUCAACUCUCACAAGUGUGACACCAGAGGGCACAAGUUUCUCCUCACCUGACACGAGCAGCACAACGGAAGACAUCACCACUGAUGCCAGCACCGUCUCAACUCUCACAAGUGUGACACCAGAGAGCACAAGUUUCCCCUCACCUGACACAAGCAGCACAACGGAAGACAUCACCACUGAUGCCAGCACCGUCUCAACUCUCACAAGUGUGACACCAGAGGGCACAAGUUUCUCCUCACCUGACACGAGCAGCACAACAGAAGACAUCACCACUGAUGCCAGCACCAUCUCAACUCUCACAAGUGUGACACCAGAGGGCACAAGUUUCUCCUCACCUGACACGAGCAGCACAACGGAAGACAUCACCACUGAUGCCAGCACCGUCUCAACUCUCACAAGUGUGACACCAGAGAGCACAAGUUUCCCCUCACCUGACACAAGCAGCACAACGGAAGACAUCACCACUGAUGCCAGCACCAUCUCAACUCUCACAAGUGUGACACCAGAGGGCACAAGUUUCUCCUCACCUGACACGAGCAGCACAACAGAAGACAUCACCACUGAUGCCAGCACCGUCUCAACUCUCACAAGUGUGACACCAGAGGGCACAAGUUUCUCCUCACCUGACACGAGCAGCACAACGGAAGACAUCACCUCAGAGUCCACUGUUGCCUCAACAUAUAUUACCACCACCACAACAACAAUUGUCACCAAUAAUUCAACAAUAGUUAGUGACAUGACAACACCUCAAGUUAGUACCAUUAAUUCUACCAUAUCUCCUCCUGCAACACCCACGAACCCAGAUACCCAGAGCAGCCACACCACUACUCCUCAAGAAAACAAAUGUGAAAAUGGAGGAACGUAUGAUGGUGUUAAGUGUCUGUGCCUUGACAAUUUAUUCCAUGGGCCACGGUGUGAACUCGGUAAUGAUGAGAUCGUUUCGGCUACAUUAAAUGUGCCCAUGGAAUUGGAUGCCCAGGUGAAGAUCACCAACAGGCUGUACCAAAAGGAAUACAACGACACAAACUCGACAGAGUUUAAAAAACUGAAGGCAGAAUUUAAGAUGGAGAUGAGGCAAAUUUACAAGAAUGUGGACGGAUACCGCGAUGUGGAGAUAGUGAGCGUGAUGAAUGGCAGCAUCGACGUGAACUUCACAAUCAUCAUGGAAAUCAAAAUGCCAAACAACGUCAGUGCUAUCGAUAGAGAGGUCGGCAACCGGACCAAGGAGCUCGUGAAGCAAUUGGAAGACGCCAGCGCCAACAGCUGUACCCCGCAGGACCAAGACUACUGUUUCCGUGUUUUAGUGCCCCCCGCUCUGAUUAGAAAUUUUUCGGCAGAAGAUUAUUGCAAAAAUAUCACCACGUCUAAUUAUUCAGCCUACUAUUACGCCGAUACUUCCACAGGAAUCUUGCGCUGUAUUACCAACUGCAUCAAGGACACCAAGACCUCCUGGAACUGCCACUACGGAGAGUGUCGCGUUCUUCAAACAGGCCCCGUGUGCUUGUGCAGUGAUAUGGACAAGUUUUGGUACACAGGUGAUUUUUGCGAGACACGCUUCCAGAAGAGUGAGGUGGGCCUUGGUAUUGGACUCGCCAUCUUGUUUGUGGCCAGUGCCGUCCUGGCUUUCUUUCUCUUCAGAGCCAUGAGGCAGAAAUCUAAAGAGAGCUUCCUUGACGGAGAGGAGCUUUGGUAUGUGGAGGAUGAAGAGGAAGAGUGGAAGCCUCCCGGAGGCCUGAGCAUCAUGAAUAAAGCAGCCUAUGUGGAUGGACUUGAAGGCAGAAAACGGGUAUUCAGACCAACUCUUGAUGCAGUAGAUACUGAAAUGCAGCUGCGGUUCCAGAAGCCAAAUAUAACAUCUCAGCUUUGAUUCCCACCCUGGGACUCGUUUCGGAUAGUUCCCUCCAGGAGUUGAGGUGAAUGAAGAAACCUAACAUCCUACGGAUCGCAACUGGAAGCCCACUAACAGAAAGGCUGGUCUGAUGGGUGGCAGUGAAGUUCACCAUGCCAACUUUAAAAAAAUUCUUCCGAAACUGUUUCAUGGAUGAGACUCUCAGCCUAUUGCUAAGAAGACCACUCUGUUGAAAACAGAUCUGUAUAGGAACCAACGAAGACUACACGUGACUGUUUGCACACAAAAAGAACCCACAAACUGUGCUACAAUCCAUGGAGGGAAGGAAGCAGCAUGGAAUGGUUCAUUCGAUUUCCCUACACAAGAUAUGUUGGAGUCCCCAUCUUUAAAUUAUAUGCAGGUGUGGUCAACCCAUUUUUACGUGUGCCCCCCAUACACCCCUCCUAAUUUGAAUUUUUUAAAAAAUACAAGGUGAUUCAUAAUGAAGCAUACAGUUUCAACGCGCUAUAAAAAAGAAGAAUAUAUAUCUUACGUUACUAGUAACAGAAUUGUAGGGGAAUGUUUUUUGUUUGUUUGUUUUUUUAGAAACAGUCACAAAUGUUCUUUGUGUGCACCCUUGUCACACGACACACAUCGAACCGGUAAUCCAUUUCUGCCCAAACGCAUCUCGCCCUACGCGUUGAUUUUCCCGGGCUUUGUUGAAUGGCAGUGCAAACACCAUCGGCGGUUUCUUCCGAUACACACGGUCGUCCAGGACUUCUAAGUUUGCACAGGCAGCCCAUAGUUUCCAUUGUUUUAAUGCCAAUCGUAGGUACAUUUUUCUGCUUGGAGGUUUUUCCCUGAAUCGCAAUCGAAAAUGCCGUCGAAUGACAGUUACAGAUUCCGUUUUGUUCAAUUCAAGAACACAAAACGCCUUCUCCACUGCAGACGCAGCCAUUUUACCUGACCAGUCACGUGACGUGUGCGCUAUCGCCUACAUCACUUCCCUCAGUAGCGGAACACAAACUUUAUGAGUACAUCUGCUUCACGGUUCGCAGUUGUGGUCCGUGUUGUCGCCUGUUACUGUCUUACAGCGUCUGGAAACUGUAUACUUCAUUAUGAAUAACCCUGUAUAUCCUCAACAUGUUUCCACAUUUAGUUUUUAGCUAUGAUACCAGAAUUAUUAUUAUUAUUAUUAUGGCUCUCCAGUGAUUGCAAAUGGGAAAGUCUGGUGGGAAGGUCUUUAAUAACUGCAGUUCUGGCCAUGGCUCAACGCAGCCAUUGGCCAAAAAAACUUAGCCAUUAAAGACUUUAUAUCCCUCGUGGCAUUAGAGCAGGCAUCCCCAAACUUCGGCCCUCCAGAUGUUUUGGACUACAAUUCCCAUCUUCCCCGACCACUGGUCCUGUUAGCUAGGGAUCAUGGGAGUUGUAGGCCAAAACAUCUGGAGGGCCGCAGUUUGGGGAUGCCUGCAUUAGAGGAAUCAAGGAACCCUUCUGCAAAGGUUCCCCAAACCCUCACCCAUUGAACUAAAUAUUAAGUUGAGCCUAGUGGUUUCCCCAUAGGCCUCCUAUUGUUUUAAUGAAAUAAAUCAAGGAAGAUGUCCUGGAAAAUAUGCCUUCAUGGAGAGACAAAGGAAUGAUAUUGAAAACGGCCUUGCUCUGGCUUAUGAGCAAUUGCAGCCCUAAUGAGAUCCUCCAUUUUAUGGGAAAUGGAAGCAUGUACUUCUGAGAACCCCACAACCAAGGAUAACAUUAUUUUACAAUCUUAUGAUAUAUAUUGGGUUUUUUGUGUCAUGCUUAAGCGUGGUUAAAAACAAAAAACUCAAACUUUUCCUUUUUUUAAAAAAAAAGAGAGACCAGGCAGUGGUUGUGGAACAAUGUGACAAGUACCACCACAACGGAGAUACAAUGCUUUUAAUCUAAUAUAUCACCAUCAAUACCUCACUCUGGAACGGAUUUUAAUUUAUAAUAUUAACCUUUUUGGGAUUUUUAAUUUCCUGUCUUUAACUCUGCCUUUUAUUGUUACCUUUAAUAUUUGUUUUUAUUUUAUUUUUUGUAAAAAGAGAGAUUCUAUUUGCAAUCAAACAGCACACACAUUUUACAAAAGAAAAAUAAAUUUAAAAGCACUGCAAAUUCAAAUUCAUUUUGUUGAGGAGUUAACUGUGUACCUCAGAUCUUUCUUUGGAAAAGAAAAGACAAGGAAUGUGAGGGGUGGAGGGUAUUCUACCGUAUCAUUGUGUGCCAAGCAUUAUAGCACUUUAACCAUAGUUUUGGUCUGCCAUGUAACAGCUUUUACCUCGCUAUUAUUUUGUAAUAAAUGUUUUCAAAAUAGAAUGCUACACAGGGUGGUUGUACGGAUGAAUGCUUAUAUUUAUGAUAAAGUGUAGUUCCUUGGACAAGAAACAUGCAAUAGGGCUAAUACUUGAUUCUGUUGUUGCAUAUAACAAGCCUCUUUAUGAAGAAAUGUGAAGGGUAUUGGGGGGGGGACUUUUCCUCCUUUCUGCCUCCAAGCUGCGGACCCUAAAACGGGCUUUCCUUUCCCAUGCACACCAAAUUUAAGCGGAUUUUCCAGCCUUGGCAGAAAAUGAUUUAAUUGCUGCUGCUGUUUGGUUUUUGUUUGUGUGUGUGUGUGUGUGUGUGUGUGUGUGUGUGUGUUUAAAAAGUUUUGAAUAGAGAUUAUGUUUUUCAAUGUGUUUUGUUUUCAGAUUCUGUAAGCGAUUAAAGUAUUUAUAUUGCACCGUAGACUUUGCUCUCAGAGUGCUGUACUUUUUCUCCUUCUGUCCAAAAGCAAAAACAUACCCGCUUGCCAUUGACCUCCAGAAUCAGUUGUUGUUGCCAUACAUUGUAUAUGCCGUUGUUCCUGACGACGGCGCAUAAAUUGCACCCGGUGUGCUUCAUGUCACAUAUCGCUCCACUCGGGAUGACAUGGAUUGGUUGCCAAUCAACCUCUGAGCCCAAUUCAAGGUGUCUAGAUAAAGGAGUCUAGAUAAAUUUGGCCACCAGGUACCUAGAAGACCACACCCUCUUGGGCAGUUGUUGUGUUUUUUGUGUUUUAUUCAAUAAGGUUUGUUUAGAUAGAUAGUUGGGUGGACACUCGCCUGCAUCUCUCCCUACCAUACUAGAGCCCCUUGGUGGCAGG
Messenger RNA from Zootoca vivipara (common lizard), 6329 nucleotides. RefSeq lists its product as uncharacterized. The record is from RefSeq and is a predicted model, not a curated record. Lineage: Eukaryota; Metazoa; Chordata; Lepidosauria; Squamata; Lacertidae.